UCAGUGCGAGGCCAGAGCAGGACAUGUGGCCCUGAGGAGGAUUUGGCUAUUGAAGCACCUGGUGGACAGGUGGGUGAGGGCAAAGAGGAGGGGGAUUGCUGGGAAUGUUUAAGCGCACCGGGCUCUCCUGCGCAUCCCCAGCUGCUCCCCCAAUCCAGGCAAGAGGAGGUUUCCGGAGCUUCCCACACUUCUGGGGAGAAGACUUCUUAGCUAGCUUGAUGUUUAAAAUUCAGCUGGAGCCGUUAAAACUGCGUGCAUGGACGCUGAAUGGGUUUGUAAAGUUUCGGAACAAGGAGGCCAGUACUGGUCCAGUUGCUGUAAUGGGGAAGGAUUAUUAUAAGAUUCUGGGUAUCCAGUCUGGAGCCAAUGAAGAUGAGAUCAAGAAAGCAUAUCGGAAGAUGGCCUUGAAGUACCAUCCAGACAAGAACAAAGAGCCCAGUGCUGAGGAGAAGUUUAAGGAGAUUGCAGAGGCUUAUGAUGUGCUGAGUGACCCCAAGAAACGAGCUGUUUAUGACCAAUAUGGGGAAGAAGGCUUGAAGACCGGCGGUGGCAGCUCCGGAGGCUCUGGAGGCUCCUUCCACUACACGUUCCAUGGCGACCCCCACGCUACGUUCGCCUCCUUCUUCGGUGGCUCCAACCCCUUCGACAUCUUCUUCGCCAGCAGUCGCACCACGCGGCCCUUCAACGGCUUCGAUCCAGACGACAUGGAUGUGGACGAAGACGAGGACCCGUUUGGCGCCUUCGGCCGCUUUGGUUUCAAUGGGCUGAGUGGGGGCCCCAGACGAGCGCAGGAGUCCCUGCACCCCCGGCGAAAGGUGCAAGAUCCCCCGGUCGUGCACGAGCUGCGCGUGUCCUUAGAGGAAGUCUACCACGGCUCCACCAAGCGCAUGAAGAUCACCCGGAGGCGCCUCAAUCCCGACGGUCGGACCGUUCGGACUGAGGACAAGAUCCUCCACAUCGUCAUCAAGCGGGGCUGGAAAGAGGGCACCAAGAUCACCUUCCCCAAAGAGGGCGACGCCACGCCGGACAACAUCCCCGCCGACAUAGUCUUUGUACUUAAGGAUAAGCCCCACGCUCACUUCCGACGAGACGGGACCAACGUGGUCUACAGUGCUCUGAUCAGCCUCAAGGAGGCUCUGUGUGGCUGCACUGUGAACAUUCCCACCAUCGAUGGCCGAGUUAUCCCCCUGCCCUGCAAUGAUGUCAUCAAGCCUGGCACUGUGAAGAGACUACGCGGGGAGGGGCUGCCCUUCCCUAAGGUGCCCACCCAGCGGGGCGACCUCAUUGUGGAGUUCAAAGUGCGCUUCCCUGACAGGAUAGCUCCGCAGACGCGACAGAUCUUAAAACAGCACCUGCCUUGCUCCUAGGCCCAGCCUCAGGGCCGGCUCCCGGCCUCCACAGCAAUACCGCCCUCCGGCCCCAGGCUCUGGCAGCCAGAAAGGCUAUCCAGCCGGCCCUACCGCCCCUCCGGGCUACCUUUUUCUAAAAUGCAAAAAAGCCACUUUUGUUUUCAGAAAGUUGUUACCGCCCCUACCUGGCAGUGCUGUCUCGGGUGGGAAGUGAGGGGGGGGAGGGAGGGAGGGAGGGAGGGAUGCCCCCGGGGCCAGGGGUCGCUGUUUUUUGUCCCAAGCUUUGAAUCCACUUUUACUGCUCCCCGCGGCUGGAGAGUGAUUUGACUGUUACUUGACGAUCUACAUGUAGAGGUUUCCUAUCCAGGCCUGUAAAUAGCAUGUCGUUUCCCCUACCCGCUGCCGAGGUCCUUCCUGCCCUCCUUUCUCGCCCCCUCUCCCGCCAAAUGUGGGGGAGGAGGGGACUUCAAACAGGACACUCUUACCCCGGACCAUCACCACACGAAGGGGGGAGGGAGGGAUGAUUGAUUCUUCUCGUGUAAGCGAGUACACGUACACACAUACCUUCCCACAUAUUUGUGCACACAUACUCUGGGAUGGGGGAAGGGGGGGUGGGGAGGGCCACUGAGCACGAGACACUUUGUAUUUACCAGGGGUGGAGUUCGCCGAGCUGCGGAGGGAGAAGUGGGACCGGGAGGCAGCUCGGGCUUCGCCAGACAGACACGCCUCAAAACACUUUCCCUCCUUUGACAGCCACACCUUUCCCGAGCCAAACCGGGGCCUGCGAGCUGGGGGAAGAGGGGCUGGGCGGAAGGGGAAAGCGCCUACUAUGUACCACAUGUGUUUUCUUUUAGGCUAACUAAGGGGCUGGGGUGGGAUUUUUACCUUUUUGUACUGGGCAACUCUGUGGUGCUGCUAACCUUGAUCCAAAAAGGGAGGGGAUUUGGAGUUGUCCCCACCUGAGAAUUCAGGGUCACCCGCAGCCAUGCCCUGGCCUCCCCGCCCCGGGGCUGAACUCGAGCCCGGAAAGAGCCCGGUCCGGCCCUUCCAGUCCUAGUCCGCUCCGUCUCCAGGCUGCUUUGGUCUUUUCCUGGCCUGUGGAGCUGUCCUGUCCCUGGAGUCUGGGGAACCCAGGAUAUCUUAACUUCGCUGUUCCACACUGUACAACUGUCAUGUCCUGGACAGCAGGGAACUCUGGAGAAGGGGUUGAUGACUCUGGCCUGGUCUGUGGCUACACCCUAAGGAACUGGGGUGGGGGCUUUCUUGGUUUUUCUCAUUUUAAUGAGCCCCUGAAUGUUUUUAUAGUAGUUUUUUUGUAUUUUUUUGUAAUGACAGUAUUAUGAAAAAAUAAAGUAUUUUAAAAAUAGAA
This is a messenger RNA of Antechinus flavipes (yellow-footed antechinus), 2718 nucleotides long. It is a transcript of the gene DNAJB5, whose product is annotated as DnaJ heat shock protein family (Hsp40) member B5. Lineage: Eukaryota; Metazoa; Chordata; Mammalia; Dasyuromorphia; Dasyuridae. The transcript has 4 exons. Gene Ontology annotation, molecular function: protein-folding chaperone binding. Gene Ontology annotation, biological process: negative regulation of transcription by RNA polymerase II. Bases 105 to 1367 code for a protein of 420 amino acids. Gene Ontology annotation, cellular component: cytosol. The record is from RefSeq and is a predicted model, not a curated record.